AUGCGCAUCCCACUCUUCAAGCGCGUCAUCAUUGCGCUCCUGAACAUUUUUUUCCCACCCCUUGCGGUCGCCCUCCUCUGCGGGCCCAACGAAGACCUAGUUUUGAACUGCGUGCUCUUCUGCCUGGCCGUCAUUCCGUCUCACGUCCACGGCUUCUACAUAUCCCUGACAUAUUUCAACCGCAAGCGGCGCGCGCGUCGAGGCGUCUAUCCCGGCGCCAAGAAGUCCGGCAUCUGGUCCGAGAAAGUCAACACCGGUGGCAUCGGACGCCGCGAGGCCGAGAGGCUGAAGUACGAGAAGGAAGAGGAGAAACGGCUGGCCAAGGCGGCCAAAGCCGAGAGGCCCAGUAGCCUAGGAAGGAUGCUUAGUGGGUUGAGCACGCCGAGGAGCGAGACCAGCCGGGUCGUCGAGGAAUGGGAUGAUGGUGGUUCCCCCGGUGGGUUUUACAAGGAGUAUGAAGACGAUGCGUCGGAGAGGGUAGGUGUGCAGAACCGGAGGAGUACCGGCAUGGGGUCUCGUCGAUCGUCUGGGAGGGGAAUGCCGCGCACGAGUCAUCGUGCGAGGAGGGAGAGGCCGAGGUAUUAUGAUGAUGAGGUAGAUUAUUGA
Messenger RNA from Exophiala bonariae, 606 nucleotides. RefSeq lists its product as uncharacterized. Gene Ontology annotation, cellular component: membrane. The transcript has a single exon. Bases 1 to 606 code for a protein of 201 amino acids. NCBI's taxonomy places the organism in Eukaryota, Fungi, Ascomycota, Eurotiomycetes, Chaetothyriales, Herpotrichiellaceae. The record is from RefSeq and is a predicted model, not a curated record.